AUGACCAUGAACAGUCUCCCCUUAGUGCGUCUUCCAGAGCCCUGGAAGACUACCUAUGAGCUGGACGUCACUUCUACUGAGCACUCUGUACGCCGAUUCCAGCUGCGCAGAGCUCCCCGUGCCGACGAUGGUGUGCCACCCCCGAAGCCACUUCACCAUGCCUCGUUGAGUUUUACAGACCUGGCCCAGCCUGAUCCUUCUUCCACGCCUGGUGAUGGAAAUAACUCUCUCUGGGCUCGCGCCCAACGAAGUCCCGUCACGCAUAUCACAUGGUCCGGCUCAGAAACACCCACUGUGGGCCAGAUUUGGAAUAUAAUCUAUGCAAUUGAGACAUUGCACAGCGAGUUUGAGAUAUUUCGUGCUGUGCUUUCCGGCGAAGGCAGUGAGCUACUCUCAUGUGAGCUGCGAAGCGUUGGUCUGGCCAUCGCACACCCUGGGCCUUCUGCGCCACCGGGGAAGCCCAUCCCGGUUUCCACAAACCACAUUGGCCAGCUAGUCUUUUCCCGCAGCAACUUCUGGCAAGGAGCUGGGUCGCCCUUUGGCACCCGUCCUGCAUGGGUAUCGGACCCGGGAGUUUACAGCUUCAUGCGCAAACCCUUGAACGAGUACCCUACCCGUCCUCGCCAAUACACUGUUACCACCGGAUUUCCUGAGCGCCGCGUUCAUGCCCACCACCCUGUGCGUUCACCAAAGCCGGCCCCGGGAUCCCGUAUAUACAGUCGUUAUAUCCCACACCUGAACGAAUUCUUUUCGGUCUUUGCACUGGACUACAGAAAUGAUGAGCAUCUCCGGCUCUUCAACACUUGGCAAAAUGACCCCCGGGUAGCGCAAGGUUGGAAUGAAACUGGAACUUUGGACCAGCAUCGCCAAUAUCUGAAGACCAUUCAGGAGGACCCGCAUCAAAUUGCCGUGCUUGCCAAAUUCAAUGAUACCUUCUUCUCCUACCACGAGCUUUACUGGACAAAGGAGGACCACCUGGGCGCAUACUACCAGGCAGGUGAUUGGGACCGAGGCCGCCACUCUCUUGUCGGUAACGAAAGGUUCCGUGGCGCACACCGCACAAUGGUGUGGUGGUCUAGUUUGAUGCACUACAUUUUUCUAGACGAGCCCCGAACCGACUUUGUCACCGGGGAGCCGAAAUACUCCAACCUAGCCCCCCUGACGUACGACCACGCCACAGGAAUGAACCUGGACAAAUUGGUGGAUCUCCCUCACAAGCGCUCUGCGCUAAUUCUUGGAAGUCGGGAAAAGUUCUUCCAUGUAGCACCCCUGCGGUUUGAUGGGUCCGACAUGUUGGACCGUAACCCGUUCCGUUCUUUGAAGCUAUGA
Penicillium nucicola is the source of this 1329-nucleotide messenger RNA. RefSeq names its product GNAT family N-acetyltransferase. The record is from RefSeq and is a predicted model, not a curated record. The transcript has 2 exons. Gene Ontology annotation, biological process: siderophore biosynthetic process. Bases 1 to 1329 code for a protein of 442 amino acids. NCBI's taxonomy places the organism in Eukaryota, Fungi, Ascomycota, Eurotiomycetes, Eurotiales, Aspergillaceae.